AUGGAAACCACCCCUAUCACAGGGCUGGACGAGCUUGACAGGCACCUUGAUGAGCUCCUGCACGAUCCAGAGCUUGUCUUGAACCCAAAGCUCUUUGACGAUGUCGAGCUGCAACUUACAGAUGCCAACAUCCCGCUGCUAAUCCCCCGUUUCCUGCCGCGGCUCACUACGAUCCUGAAGCGGUACACCCAUGACCCCGCCGCGAUUGUCAGCUUAACAAUCAAACUCCUGAGGCCAGUGCCAUUCGACAAUGUGUUGCAACUGGCCUCGUUGGAUGAGCUCGUCCUAGCGCUCGACUCCCCGGCGCCGGCCGCGAACCUCCUGGCCAUGGCGGUCCUCCACAAAGCCGCAGCCGACCCCGGCCAUACGGCCAUGCUCUGCGACUUCAAACCCCUAGUCGAAGCCUUUAUCCGCUGCUGGCUGGCCGCACCGCAAGUAGAGGUAGGGCAAAAAGGCUGCAAAGUGCUCGGGGACCUCCUCGAUGUCGACUGCGAGCUGCCGCCACCAGGCGGCUCCUCACAUACCGCUCUGGUAAUACGCAAGGCACCCGGCCGGGGCAGUCUGUGGCGCCUCAUCUUCCAAGACACAGCCACGUACGGUCUCCUCCUGGAUCUGAUAUCGGGUCGCCACCCGGACACGACGGGCAACCCGCACCAGCUAUCUCUCGCGCAGGGUCGCGUGCUGCGCAUCCUGCCCAGGCUAGCAUCCAUCAACUUCCGCGCCGUGAGCCACUCCAACGUCACACCGCCGACGCCGGUCCACCUCACGAACGGGCACUCGAACGAAGACGACACGGCUCCGCGACCGGGAGAAGGGCUGCUGCAGUAUGCCGCGCUGAGGAUGGUGCAGAGGUCGGACACGCUCAUGCACCUGAGUCUGGUGGACUUCUUCGAGACGCUGGUCAGCCUGAUGCGCGUGACGGAACACUCGGCCCUGGAGAUGGACACGCUGCGGGCAAUACUCAGCGAGGCCACGGCUAGGGACGAGGUCUUGAGGGAGGCGCUGCUGACCCUGCCGGACAGGACCGUUGAGGAGGAGGCUGAUGACCUGAGGAGGUGGUUGCUGGAGGUGAUGCCGGGGGAGGCGGUGAGAUUGGCGAUGCGGUGA
Chaetomium strumarium is the source of this 1107-nucleotide messenger RNA. RefSeq lists its product as uncharacterized. The record is from RefSeq and is a predicted model, not a curated record. NCBI's taxonomy places the organism in Eukaryota, Fungi, Ascomycota, Sordariomycetes, Sordariales, Chaetomiaceae. The transcript has 2 exons. Bases 1 to 1107 code for a protein of 368 amino acids.